CGCUAUUUACAUUUGUAAACAAACGAGGUCAACGUGUUUAGGUUCCUCUUAGAUAAUGGAACGUUCUAAGAUUCAACCUCCUCCAUAUGAAUAUCCACCUCAAUGGAUCUCACCAGAAGAGAGACGAUAUCAUCCUGAUUACAAUGGCGAUAUGAAGCAUUUCCUACCUCGUCUUGUUAAGUUAAGAAGAAGUAAAGUGACUGACACUUUAGGAUUUAAUAUCCGAGGUGGUAGAGAACACUCUUGUGGUAUUUUCAUUUCAAAGGUAAUGCCCAAUACGGAUGCAGAAAGACUUGGUUUAAAAGAAGGAGAUCAGAUAUUAUCUGUCAAUGAAUAUAAUUUUGAAGAUAUUGAACAUUCUAAGGCCGUAAAAAUUUUAAAAUCUCAUACAGAUAUUGAAAUGCAAAUUCGAUUUUUUCCUUACGGUAGGUAUAAAAAUUUAAGGCACCUUUUGUCAAACAGUAACAAAUGAACAAAUAGAAUUUUUAGAUUAAAACAAUACAGGAUAUGGAAAAACUUACGAGAGAUCCACAUUAUCGAGUCACGGAAGUCUAAGCAGUCCUCAAUAGCAU
Molecule: messenger RNA, 572 nt
Organism: Centruroides sculpturatus (bark scorpion)
Lineage: Eukaryota; Metazoa; Arthropoda; Arachnida; Scorpiones; Buthidae
Product: PDZ domain-containing protein 11-like
Exons: 8
Coding region: 56-472 (138 amino acids)
Biological process (GO): maintenance of epithelial cell apical/basal polarity; protein localization to basolateral plasma membrane; neurotransmitter secretion
Cellular component (GO): synapse; cell-cell junction; basolateral plasma membrane
Molecular function (GO): protein binding
Source: RefSeq, a predicted model, not a curated record